This is a messenger RNA of Rotaria sordida, 1311 nucleotides long. The record is from the annotation of a GenBank genome assembly. NCBI's taxonomy places the organism in Eukaryota, Metazoa, Rotifera, Eurotatoria, Philodinida, Philodinidae.
AUGCAAACUGCUCAUGCGGUGCUUCUCCCUUCCGGUCGCAUUCUUCUGGCUAGUGGAAGUAGUUGGCGAAACCGUGGUCCCAUUGAAACUUAUCCGCACACGGCUGAUCCUCAAAGUGGUCGUGGCAUCUUUCGAGAAGAAGAAGAUCCAUUUCUUAUCAACAAAAUAGAAGACUAUUAUCAACUUGUGAACAAUGUUGGGAUCUAUGAUCCGAGCAAAAAUACAUUCUAUCGCAUUCCACAUCCAGAGCCCGUUCCUGAUCCGAAAUGGCCUGAACAUUUUGCACCAAAUGAUUUCUUCUGUACAGGUCACUUGCAUGUUCCUGAUGGCAACGUACUGUUUGUCGGUGGCACACAAUACUAUUAUCCGUUUCGAACAGGUCACCGAGCAACAUACCUGUUUGAUUGGCGAAAAGAAGUCCAAAUUCGAUGGAACAACGUUGAUUGGAGACGCAUGCCCAGUGAUGCAUUUGUGAAUGAUUCGACGAAUCCAUGGAUUUUUGCGGGUUUGAUGGAACGAGGUCGAUGGUCGAUCCAUUAUCCAAUUUUAUUAACACCACAAUUUGAUAAUAUCAAUGGCACAUUUCUCGGCUACACGAAGAAGCGCAUGAAUGAAGGUGUUGAAGCUCGUCUUUAUCAUAAUGUCGCUCUGCUAUUACCAGAUGGUCGUGUGUGGAUUUCUGGUGGCGGAUCAGCUCGUGCUACGAUUCAUUAUACGCCCUUGGCCCAGAAACCUCUUGUUGAGCACAACACUAGUUCAUAUGAACAACCAUUGCCUGACACUUCCAAUAUCGAUUUAGACGUGGAAAUGUUUGACGAUGGCCGACUGGCAAAAAAUUCACGCGGUUCACUUAGUGUUCCUACCGAAACAUGGAUAGCAGAAAUCUUCAGUCCUCCCUAUCUGUUUAUCGACGGCAAAAGACGACCAGUGAUCGUUUCGUUGGGUCAUCCUCACAAGGUGAAUUAUCAAUUUGAGAGUGUCAUCGAUGGAAAACGCUACUAUUUACUUCGUAGCAAUUCACAAUACACUGUAAAUUUAAACUAUCUGCCGACACAAUGUGCAAGUGGAACCAAAGAAAAGUUGGUUAUGAUCAAACUAGGAUCAGCCACACAUGGAUGGGAUAGUGGACAACGUCUAAUCAAUCUUUCCUUUACAAGAAUGUCAUCGACAUCAGCUCUUUUACUGACAACACUCGAUGCAAGAAUAGCACUCAUUGCACCUGCAUUCUACAUGAUGUUCUAUAUGGAUUGUAUGGGAAAACCAUCUGUUGCACAGAUAAUACGAUUUGAUGAUCAAGCUGUACAGCCAUAA